Trichoderma gamsii is the source of this 1002-nucleotide messenger RNA. RefSeq lists its product as hypothetical. The transcript is spliced from 2 exons. The coding region runs from base 1 to 1002 and encodes 333 amino acids. The record is from RefSeq and is a predicted model, not a curated record. Lineage: Eukaryota; Fungi; Ascomycota; Sordariomycetes; Hypocreales; Hypocreaceae.
AUGUCACUUCCUCUAUUAGUUGUCGUUGGCGCCCUUGGCAGCCAAGGUUCCGGCGUCGUCGCUGCAAUGCUGGCAACGUCUGAGCCACAGUACCAGAUUCGGGCACUUACUUCAGAUCCCUCCAGUCAGGCUGCCCGCAGUCUGGCCACAAAUCCUAGGAUUUCCGUGGAGUUGGUCGACCUCAACUCGCAAGACAGCGUCUUGAAGGCCUUUCGAGACGCAAACUAUAUCUUUGCGAAUACAGCCUUUCCAAUCGGCAUGUCAAUUGCCGAGGGCCCUGCUGCUGCUCAGAAAGCUGAACAAGAGUAUGGACUGAAUGUGGUUCGUGCGGCAGCUCAGAUAUCUUCCCUUCGGCAUAUUAUAUGGUCUACUCUUCCUGAUGCUGAAAGUAUCACCGGUGGGAAAUAUCAUAUCCCUCAUUUUCAGUCCAAAGUCCCGGCCGAAAAAUAUCUUCAAGAUCCCAACAAUGGUCUGGUCGGAAGGUCCACCAUUCUUCGGGUCGGUUUCUACGCAUCCAACUUGAAGUUAGGUCUUUACAAACCGCUGUAUAUAAAAGCGAUUCAAAAAUAUUUGCUUAUUCUACCGUGUCUUCCGACAUCACGAUUUCCCUUCACCGGAGAUGAAAGUCGUAACACUGGCACUAUCGUUAGAGCCAUUCUGUCUCAGCCAGAGAAAACCUUGGGAAACUAUGUGCUCGGCGUAUCCGAGUAUAUGUCGUGUUCGGACUGGGCGCUCACCUUUUCCAAAGCAUUGAGCCAACAAGGGAAAGAUGUUGAGGUUUCAUUCUUGGAAACGACUUUGGAAAGCUAUAACAGGCUCCAGGGCCAUCAUGCUGCCGAAAUAGGUUGUAUGAUGAGUUUCUUUAGCGAUCUAAAAGAGGAAAGCUAUACCAAGGGGACAGCUGGAUCAAUCCUCACUCCGGAGGAUCUGGGAGUCCAGACAUCCAUGGUAUCUGCGGAGGCGAUGUUGAAGGAUAUGGAUUGGUCUUCAAUCUUAGCUUAA